AAGCAGUCCACGCUCCACCCUGCUGAAAAAAGCCUUUCAGUGUUAGGGUAAGCUGAAUCCGGUGCUGUUGGCCUGCUGGGGCGAGCAUCUUAACCGAGUAACAGCGUUGUGUAAGCACCGCUCUCCCCAGUGGCCACGGCAAUACGCACAUGUCCGCACUCCAAAACAGCUGCACUCACCAGUGGGGUGAUUGUAACGUGGUGCGCGAUAAGGACGGUGCAAAAUCGCUGUCACCGGAAAGAAGCAAAAUACAUGCAGCGAUGGUCGGACAGAUGUUGACAGCAUACAGGCCGGAAAUCCUGCCUCCAUCAGGCCACACCCAAAAAGCAACUAGCAGCCGCAUAUCUCCGGCUGUGCGACAUCCGCAGAGAUCCUGUUCUGUAAAACAGCAGCUGUGUGGCUGGCACAGCCUGUCUGCCGAUUUGCAGCAAAGGAAAGAGGUUACCGAUAUAUUGAAAGCUCCCCUGCUGACCAAGCGGCUAGUUAAUAGGGCCCUCCACAGCCGUCGGCUUGUUGCUGUCGUCGCCCUCAACCACAGAUCCGGAAUUGCUGCUGGAGUCGUCGUCCUCGAUCCCAACCAACUCGUUCUUCAGCGCCAUGGUCUGCUUCUGCACGUCCGCCGGCACAUUCGACGAGUACCUCAGCGUGAUGGUCGGCGUUGUCUCGACCACAUCCACGUUGCCGUGCCCAGCAAUGUGCAGCUCGUCGAUCUUGAGGUUGCCCAGCAGCGGCUGGCGGUGCGACGACGGCCGGCCGCCCUCAGACAUGGUCGGGCUGGUGCCCAUGCUCUGGCCCUUCAGGUGCGCCAUGCUGGGCGUCGACGACAUGCUGAUCCUGUAGUCCGGCGUCCUGGACUUCCCCACGGCUGCGGGAAUCGCCACAGCGCGCGCAGCAGCCUCAGGGGAGAUCACAUUUUCAGCCUCGUAGACUGGCGGCGACCCAACAUGGUCGGCGGCCAUCGCAGGCUCUCCCAGCGCAAACGCAUCAUCGGUAGGCAGCGCCACCCCAGCAUCGCGCACAUGGUCGUGGCACGAGAACGACGCAGCAUAGGCUGACGGCGACAGGUGGACCGGCGAGCCGUCGCGCGGAUCGGAGCGUAUGUGCGGCAUGCUCGUGAUGCUGAGCUGGCUCGGCAGGUGGUGGUGCAGGUGGCCGUCCUUGCCAUGGUGCAUAAAGUGGCCUGGGUGGUCGGGAUCCGGCGACGCUGACCGCGAGUUCUCGCGGGUCAUGCUGGGGCU
Linderina pennispora is the source of this 1238-nucleotide messenger RNA. RefSeq lists its product as uncharacterized. The coding region runs from base 150 to 1055 and encodes 301 amino acids. The transcript has a single exon. Lineage: Eukaryota; Fungi; Kickxellomycota; Kickxellomycetes; Kickxellales; Kickxellaceae. The record is from RefSeq and is a predicted model, not a curated record.